GUGGCCGACGCCGUCAGCAAUGGAGUUUUCACCGACACGAAACAAUUUAAAUGCUACGUAAGCUGCCUGCUCGAAAUCAUGCAGGUUGCGCGCAGGGGCAAGGUGAACUAUGAAAAGUCACUCCGGCAAAUCGACACCAUGCUUCCGGAUGAUUUAAAGUCUGACUUCCGGACCGGACUAGAGGCGUGCAAGAAUGCUGCGAAGGACAUCAAGGACCAUUGUGAGGCUUCGUACGUUUUGGUGCAAUGCUUCUACAAAAAUAAUCCUAAAUUCAUUUUCCCAUAAAGAUUACUGAUCAUUUAAUAACGAUUUUUGUGUUAUGUGGAACUUGGCCAAAAUGCCAGCGUUUGAAAAAUUCACAUUUCAAAACAUCAUU
Anopheles bellator is the source of this 376-nucleotide messenger RNA. RefSeq names its product general odorant-binding protein 72-like. The record is from RefSeq and is a predicted model, not a curated record. Gene Ontology annotation, biological process: sensory perception of smell; olfactory behavior. NCBI's taxonomy places the organism in Eukaryota, Metazoa, Arthropoda, Insecta, Diptera, Culicidae. Gene Ontology annotation, molecular function: odorant binding; dibutyl phthalate binding. Gene Ontology annotation, cellular component: extracellular region. The annotation marks the transcript as partial. The transcript is spliced from 2 exons.